Messenger RNA from Plasmodium relictum, 4383 nucleotides. RefSeq names its product conserved Plasmodium protein, unknown function. The transcript has 7 exons. The record is from RefSeq and is a predicted model, not a curated record. Lineage: Eukaryota; Apicomplexa; Aconoidasida; Haemosporida; Plasmodiidae. Bases 1 to 4383 code for a protein of 1460 amino acids.
AUGCUUAAAAGAGAUAGUUUAUCAAAUCUUCAUAGUAAAGAAACAAGAAGAUUUUCUCAUAACAAGGAAAAUUUUAGUUAUGAUUAUUCAGAAUAUUUGAAUUUAUGCUUAGAAGAAUAUAGAAAUAAUAUAUAUGAUUUAGAUUUAAUAAAUGACAAUGAGGAAUGUAUGCGUGAAUUGGUUAAUUAUUAUAAUUAUAUAUACAAAAAUUAUUAUGAAAAUAUCAUAAAUGUUUUUGAAAACAGUAAUAAUGAAAAACCAUAUACAAGUGAAAGUUAUUUUUUGAAACUCGAUCUUUUAAAUAAACAACAUAUAGAAGCUUUAUAUAAUAUUAGCAUUUUAAGUAUCUCAGAUAAACUCAAGUACUAUAUGUUAAGAGGUGAAAUAAAAAAAAAUAAAGAUUAUACUGAAGAGGAUAAAAUAGAUCAAGAAAAGAAUAAUGAAAAUAGAACACUUAAAAAAAAUAUGUUUACUAAUGAUGCUCUUAAACAAAAUAUCAACUUGACUGAUUUUACUAAUAAAACUAAAUAUUUAGAUAAAAACUCAAGAAUACAUGUGAAUGAUGAAUUGUCAUUAAAUGAAGUGAAAAGAGAGGAAUUCGACAUAAUAAAAUAUUUAUUUUACCUAAUAAGAUCAGUUGAGUACUCCAUAAGUUCAGAAAAUGGAAAUAUGUCAUCAUUUUAUAACUAUUUAAAAAUCUAUUUCUUUCGAGAUAGUGUUAAUGAAAAUUAUUAUAAUUAUAUUUACUUAUUAACGUUAUGUUUACAUUGUCUAGAAAAUAUUACCAGCAAUAUUGUUACAUUUGACAUAAAAGAGACUGAAAAUGAAGAGCUAAAACUAGUAAAUGAAAAAAGUAGUUCUUAUUUUAAUAUUGCAAAAAUGAAUACCUCACAAAAUAACAUAAAAAGAAAGUAUGUUACUUCAAAUCUUAGAAGUCAUCUUUCGUCAAAUGAUAAUAAUACUAAUUCUCAUCACAACAGCACAAUUAAUAACAAUACAAAUUAUUUGAGAGUAACAUCAAAAGAAUGCAAUUCAUUCAAAAUAUAUAAUAAUCAUAUUUACUUUUAUAAAAUUUUUUUUUAUCUCUUAAAUUUUUUAAAUUUUUAUUUAGAAGAUAUGAUAAAAGAUAGCUCUUUACUGUAUUCAGAUAUGAUGAAAAUGCACGCAGAAAAUAAUGUACGUAGAAAUAGAAAGGAGCAAAUUUUAACUUCUUCCAAUUUAUUAAAUGGAAGUACAAAUACUAAUUUAUCUUUUAUGGAUGGAAAGGAUGAAUUACUAUUUUUAGGUAAAAAUCGAGUCACAUACUGUAAUAUUCUAUUGAAGAGCUUAAAUAUAAUUAAUAACUUAAUGAAUUUAGAUGCUGUUAGAGAAAAAAUUAUGAAUUCAAGUGAUGAUCUUAAUGAAUUAAAAAUAUUUUUAUCAAAAUAUUAUAAAUAUUUAAAUGAAUAUGAUGAUAUUGAAGUGUAUAAAAAUUUUUAUAUUAGUUUAUACAAGACAUAUAUAUUCAUUUUUCCUGAAGAAUUAGAAAAAGAAAACUAUUUUUCUCCUAUGCUACUAUUUGAAAAUAUUGUAAAUAACGGUAAUUUAAUUAGAAUGAGAACUAUUAUAGACACACUUAUAUUCUGUUUUAAUGACAAAAAAUUUGUCUAUUUUUUUGAAGAAAAUAUAAAUAUAACAAAAGUGCUUUUUAUUUUUGUCACGUAUUCUUCCAGAUUGUUAUCUAAUAAACAGUAUGAACUUGUAACAAAUAUAUCAUUUCUCUUUUACAUAAUUUUAAUUAAAUUUCCAAAUGUUUCCAUAACAAUAUUUCAUAUUUUAAAUGAAAAUAAUGAUUAUAUUAUAAAAUAUAAUGAAGAUAAAAAAUUUAAUUCAAUUUUCAAUAAUAUAAAUGAACACAUAAAUAUGUUGUUUUUAUCAACUAUCCAUAAAAAUAAAAGUUUGGCAACAGUAAUUUCUCUCAUUUUCUCUAAAUUGAUACAUUUAUAUUGCCAAUUUUGUGCUAAAAAAAAUAAUUUAGAAAAUGUCCAAAAUAAUUUGAACAAUAAUUUUGCAUAUGGAACCCAUUUAAGUACAAAUAAUUAUAAUUUAAGAAAUUUAAAUAGUUCAUAUAUGAAUGUAAAUGGGCAAAACAUAAAUGCACCUGCAUAUAAUUUAUCGAAAAAUGUGAAUGCAAAUAAUUUAAAUUAUUCUUAUGCAUCAAAUAAUGAAAAUGAGGGAAAUAAAUUUUAUAAGGAAAUAUUUUGUAGGAUAUUUGAUAACAUAAAAACAAAUGAAAGAAAUGCUGUAAUAAAGGCUAUAUUAAUUAACUUACACAUAAUUCCAGAUGUUUAUUCUUCAAAUACUAUAUUUCAUAUAGAAGAAAAUAUCGAAAAAACAAGAUAUAUAAUUGUUAUUAUUAAUUUUUUAUUUACCUUAAUGAAAACAAAAUUUUACGAAACUAUACAUGAAAAUACUUUUGAAUACAUAGAUUAUUUUAUCGAAGAAUUAAAAAAAAGUGUUAAUAUGAAAAAUAUUAAAUUAGUUUGCGGGUAUAUAUCUCUAUUAUUAAAUUAUUCGUUAAAUAAAAAAACUAACAACUUAAAUGAAACAGCAGACUUAAAAUCUAGUAUAUUUAUAAAGAAUAUUCACUAUAAUAACCAACCUAAUAUUAUCAAAAUACAUAAAGCUUUGUACGAAUCAGGAGCAUUAACAUUUUUAAUAUCUUCUUUAUAUGAAUCAAAAGAUUCCCUAAUAAUUUAUAAUUGUGUUUAUUCAAUAUCAUUUCUCUUGUAUAAAAAAUCUAUUUUAGAUUAUGAUAAAAAUAUUGAACUUUCAAAUAUGAAAAUAGCAAUUUUAAAUAUAGUAAGGCAUUAUUAUAAUUUAGACAGUUAUUUAGAGAAAUAUACAGAAAAUUUCAUUGAUUACAAGGGUUUUUUAAAGGGAAACUCAAAAAAAAAUUUAUCGUUACAUGAAGAUGAUAAUUACAAUUCAUUAUUGAACAAGUUAAAUAAAAGAAAUUCUCAUGAAUUUGAUGAUAUAAAUAGAAAAUAUUUAUAUGAAGAAGAAAAUAGAUAUUUGUUAAGUGAUAAGAAUGAUAAUUAUUUACCAAAUCAUAUUAAUACUAAUUAUUCCCAAAAUCUCAAUAAAAAUAUUACUAGUAAUGAAAAUAUAGGAAACAAAAAUAUUUUCCCUUCUUUAAAAUAUAAAUACGCAAGUGCAAAUUACGAAAAUUCCUUUUUCCUUAAUUUUGAUAAAAUUUUUUUUGAAACAAUAAAAAAUAGAAAAAGUUCUUUUAAUUUUUAUUUUGAUACUAUUUAUAAUACGCAGUAUUUAUUUAAUUUUUUAUUACAUAAUUUUCUGUUUUAUUCAAAAGACGCAGAUGAAUAUUCAAAAAAAUAUUUAUUAAACAUUUUGUUGCACAAUAAUAUAACGAGGUCAUCUGAUAUUAGCUUUUAUUCCAAUAAAAUAAAAAACUUGAAUUCUCAAUUUAAUGAAUCCCAAUCAAGAUUAGAAAUUUAUAAACAAGAUCUUGAAAGAUAUAAAGAUGUUAUAAAUGUAUUAAAUAAAGAAAUAGAAGAGAAACAAAAUGCUCACAAUAUUUUAAUUCAAAAAAUUAGGAAAGAGAAUGAGAUUGAAAUUAAUAGAAAAGUUCAAGAAAAUAACAACUUGGAAAAUAUUAUUGCUCAAAAAAAUGAAAUAAUAGAUGAACUACAGAAAAAAUAUGAAGAAGUAUAUUUGCAAAAAAAAGAAACAGAAGAAGAAAAUGUAAACAUAAAAAAUAGAACAGUUUCAAUGGAAUCUUUACUAAAAUCUCUUCAAGCAAAAUAUACACAAAUACAAUCUCAAAAUAAAGCUCUAAAUAAUAAAUUAAGUGACCAAACAAAUAGAAUUAAUGAAGGAAUAAAUGUUAUUAAUUCUCUAACUAGUGAAAAUGAAAAAUUGAAAACAAUAGAAGAAAAUCAAAAUAAUGAAUUAGAAGGAACAUUCAAAAAAUUGAUUGUUGUCGUUAAAGAAUUAAGUGACAAAAAAAAAGAAUUAGAUGAAAAAGAAAAAAAAAUCAAAACAUAUAGUAGUGAUAUACAAGAGCUUAAAACUAUAAUAAACAAAAGUGACAAUGAAUUAAAGGAACAAGCAUUAAUAAUCGAAAAUUUCACAGGAUUAAACAAAAAUCUAAAUGAAGAAUUAAAUAAUGCCAAUAAAAAUUUAGAAAUAUCAAAAAGAUACCUUAUGAAUUACGAAAAAAAUGAAGAAGAAAUGAAAAAUAGAAUCAUGAAGUUAGAAAAGGAACUAUUUGAAAAGAAUGAGGAAUGCGAAAUAAAAACUCAAAAAUUACUUCUCAAAGAAAAGGAAUUAUCCGAUAAAGAAAUACAAUUAAAAAAAAUAGCAUCAGUCAUCAUAAACUAG